This is a messenger RNA of Linum tenue, 534 nucleotides long. The record is from the annotation of a GenBank genome assembly. NCBI's taxonomy places the organism in Eukaryota, Viridiplantae, Streptophyta, Magnoliopsida, Malpighiales, Linaceae.
AGUUCUGAUUCAUUGCUGCAAUCCACAGACACAUCAUCUACAUUCGAUGAAUGCUACCCAACUGAGUUUCUCAACACACUUACAUUCAGUGGAGUGCCAAACCAUGAACUUACAUUGAAGAAAAACACUCCAGCUAUGCUGCUGCGAAACUUGAACCCAGCUUUGUGUCUUGGCAAUGGUACAAGGAUUAUGAUCACAAUGUUGGGUGACAAUUUCAUGAAGGGCAACAUCAUGAGAGGUUCUUAUGACACCGACGAAGUCAUAAUCCCAAGAAUUGUUCUCAACGUUGAGAACUCCAAGUGUCCGUUUAUACUCAAAAGACAUCGUUUCCCAGUUCGCACAUGUUAUGCAAUGACAAUAAAUAAGAGCCAAGGACAGACGCUUGACAAAGUCGGAAUCUAUUUGCCAGAACCAGUAUUUAGCCAUGGACAGCUCUACGUGGGAGUUUCAAGGGUACGAUCAGCAACAGGUUUGAGAAUGGUGAUAGAAAAUCCAGCGAACUUCCAACCAACUAUACAAGAAUCAUUGUGUUAG